GGAGGAGGAGGAGGAGGAAGAGGAGGAAGGGGCGCGGCGCCGCUCCGCGGGCGCGCUGCUGCGCGGGGGCGGCAGAGCAGUGCAGGGCAGGGCGCGGCGGCAGGACAGGCGGACAAGGAGGACAGGAGGACGAGCAGACAGGAGGACGAGGAGGGCAGGAGGACGAGGAGGGCAGGAGGACAAGCAGUGUCAGUGUUUUCGGUGUCAGCGUCCGCGGGUGCCGCCGAGGAGCUCCGGCAAUUAUGUCCCUGCUCCACACGUCCGUCCGACUUCGCACUCGCUUGAAAGGCAGACCGACCUGAAUGCGGCGGUGCCGGCAGGAUGGGGCGGGCAGCGAGGCUCCGUUUCACCACCACAUCGGUUGUGCCUGGAUGGCUCCUCCUGGGCAGGGCGCCCUGAAGUGUUCCCCAAGGAAAAGAGACCAAAGCGACGUCCAGGAGGUGGGUCUGCAGCUCAGUGUAAAUGGUGUUACCAAUACAGCAGCUGUGACUCUGGUUGGGGGGGCUUUGGCUCAGUAGGAAUUGACUUGAGGGGUGCAAUUUACAGCCAGGGUCUGCAGAAAAGAGCCUGUGAGAAGCUCGGCAGGAAGGUGAAGGCUGUUGGGGGAAAUGGAGAAAUAGGCUCAGCUGCUCACUGAAGCCUUUCUGGAGCACGGUGCAGCUUCUCCUGCCUCCUUCUCCGACAGGAAACUUCCACCCUCUCUUACGCCAACAGUACUUGCCAAUGUACACAAGCUUUGCCCCUGUGGGCCUGAUUUUUAUGCUGUGCAGUAGUUUGGGGGUAAAGGUUAACCCUCACUCCACCAUAGACUUAUUAUUAUUUUAAACUCUCAUAUGAACCAGAGAGAAGCUGUUAAACCCUGGCUUGCCCCAAGUUAGAAGAGUAAAAUCUUUUUACCUGUGUUGGUUUUUUCUUUUUUUUUUCCCUCUUUUUUUCUUUUUUCUUUUAAUCCUCUUUGACUCCUGCCUUUAAGUUCUUGAAAAACAUGGAUACUGCCACCUUUUAAAGUCAGAGAGCUUAAAUACUCACCUUGCAGGUGAUCAGGCUUGAGAGCUUUCACAGCUGACCAUCCUUGGGCUUUCCAAACACCUCUGCGUCCUAACAGGGCUGCAAAACCUCUGGCUGGCAGAACAGAGUAGUUUGGGACAUACCAAGGGAUUUGUCGAGAGGUUUUUCUUUUUAGGCACUCACCAGAGCUGCUUCCAGCAAAAAUUACUGUGAAGUAAUUGUGGCUAGCAGGGGAGGCAGAGGAGCUGGGCUCACUUCUCCCUUGGGGGGCCGUCUUCUUGCACCGCCUUGCAGCAGCCGCUUGCCUCUUUUACUGGCCGAAGAGCAGAGACCCAACUUCCCUUACCUUGACUUAUUUCUGGGACAUUAUUAUGUCCCAGACAUUAUUAUGUCCCAAUUAUGUUAGGUGUUCUACUGCAAUUAUGAGCAUCACCUACAUGUUGACUGCAUCGAGAAAAGAGCAUUUGGCCUUUUCUAAGGAACAUUUACAGAGUUAGGGUUGGGGACAGAGAGAUGAUCAAAAUAACUUACUGUCAGCACAGCAGGUUCUGUAAGGAAACGCAAAUCUAUGUAUCCCACGCAAUAAAGUGUCCCAAUAUUUAGUGCUGGCAUGACAAAAUCCUUGCCAGACGGGGCAAAGUCAGAGGUGAUAUCCAGAACUGCUAAAUCUUUGCUGAAUCUGUAUUUCGCAUCCAUCUGCCCAGACACUGUCUUUUUUCUUCCAGAAGCACAAACAUAAUGGGCAGUGUUAAACUGUGGAUUUUAUUGUUAUUGUUGUUCCUUGGGCACCUCAUUGUUUUAAAUCUUCAGGGUCUUAAAACUGACAGGCUUACUGUUUAAAUGGCUUCGGUUGAAAAGCAAUGGGGUAUUUUUCCACAUCUUGAACAUCACAAAUAGAGGUCCAUAAAACAGCUCAGAAGUAAUUGGGAAAAACAGGAGUUUCUUAGUUCUUUGGCUGUCAGUCACUCAGAGGAAAUCUACGUAUGACAUCAGGCAGGUCAAAACAGGGGGGUGAGCUGUGGGGAAGGAUGCUGGCAGUGGGCAAUGCUGCCUGGUACAGGGGCAUAGCCUGAGGUGCUGGGCUGUUCUUACUGGGGCUCCAGCAUGAGGACAUACGGGUCAGAAAAAUGGGUGAAAAAACAAGCAAACCUGAUAGAUCAACUGAUCUAGAUUUGACGCCACUAUAAAGCACUCCUACAGAAGCUCUGAGAUCCCUAUCAUUGAUAAAUCUGCAAUGAAAAUAACCAGCUAGCAGCAGUAAAUACUAGUACAUGAAUAAAUUAAUUUUCCCAGCUAGCAGCACUGAAUAAUCAAGUAGAGAUAAAAGUUUAACUCAGCCAGACAGUUUACUAAAGGAAAAAAAAAAUCACUUAGCAAAGCGCAUCACUACUUUUCUCCUUCCCUGGCUUCCCAGGGACGUUUUCUUCUGCCUUCCCCAGAGACCACUCCAGCAGCUUGGUUUGCACAGAGCGGAGGGAAAACCAGAAGGAGCUGACUGCGUCUUUCUGCAGAGCCAGUAGUGGAGACCAAGUCUGCACACAACUACUGUUGGAGUGGGUGUGUGUAAAGCAAACAGAGGUCUCUAAUGAGGGAGAGGAGAUCUUUUCCCAGAGUGUUUUUACCUGAAGGAGAGGGAAAAGUUCCUGUUGCUCCUGCUGUUGCAUGGAAAUGCCGUUGUGCAGCACUGAGGCACUCGGUAGCCUGGUUUCCAAGGAAAGGUGUGGACGCUGGUUUUGAGUCAGGUGCCUCUGAGAGCUGGAGGAACAGCAAGUCAGAUAAAGCACAUGUUUUGCUGCUCCGUUUGCUUUUUUUUUUUUUUCCUCCUUAAUGCCACCUACAUGAAAUCACCUACCCCAACUGAUCCCUCCCUCCAUUCUCCUCUUUCAUCUUUUCCCCCACUCCUUUUCUGCUUCUCCUACUUUUUUCAGCACCUGUCCCUUUCCCGCUGUUUUGUUUUGUUUUUACCAAAGUUGUGGAGGAGGAGUUGCCUGGUUCCUGCACAGCAUCUGCAGAUGGACUUCUACAUGGGAGAAAGAACAACACAGUGGGGCAGGAGCACUCCUGCUCACCUGCAUAUCCACUCCCUCUCCUUUCACAGUUUUUGUUCGGAAUUUAUAUUUUCCCUUCAUUCUUGCUGUGUGGCAGGCACAAAAUCAGGUUUCCCUUUGAUGGUAUUCGUAGUGAGUACAAUGUAUUUCAGAUACAGUGAGGAGAGCGUGCUGCCUACUUACAGCUUGAAUUUUCCAGGAAUCCCCGUUUUGGUAGCAGCCAACGCGCCGUGCCUUGCUGUGCCACGGUCUGGGUUAACCACUCCCAAGCUGAGACGACAACAGAUAACGAGUUGGUUCCCACCUGCUGGCCCUCCGGCAUGACACCAGCAAUCACGUGUGGCCUCUGUGGCCCACCACAGAGAGCCACAGACCUCUCAGAUGGGUAACGCUGGGGCAGAAAAUAAACAGUAAAUGUUGGAGAUGCAUGCUAAAGGGAGACCAGGGCUGUUGUUUUCCUGCAUCUCCACACAGCCGGUGGUUGAGCUUGGAAUUUUGUUUGCUCACCAAACUGGUCCUUCAGGAAGGACUGGCAGAGGGCAGAGCAGGAGGGCCAGUGGGUAUUGACCGAUGCAAAUCUUGCAUUCCUCGGGGAAGUCGCCAUGCACGGACUGACGCAGGCAGGUGCAUUGUAAGCUUCCUCAGGUAGCUCUGCCUGCUUGCUCCAUCGCUCCUGUACCUGGAGCUCCUUCCCCUCUCUGUGGGCUGCACGGCGCCAGCCUGCCCUGAGCAGAGAUCUGGGUGGAUGAGAGACAGCCUCCCUCACCCAGCACCCUCACCCUGCUGCCUGCCACAGGGAUACUGGUGUGAGAUCCCUCCCCAGCAGGCUCUGGGCUGCCUAUGAUGGACCCUGGUGGCUCAGCACAGCUCCUCUGCAUGGGCAGCAUCCAUGAAAAGCACCUCAAAUAGCGUGGCUGUUACUUUAAAAGAACAGCUUUUUGGAAACUGGUUUAUUCCCAAGCAGGCCGUUUCCAGCAGCCGUCCGUGAGUUGUCUGCCAAAUAGGAAGGGAGGCUUCUGGAGAGGCUGGGGCUGGUUCUUCGGUGACAGAGGGGUCUGGUCUCUCUUUGCAGCAAAAAAGGCAGUCGGUGUUCAUGUUCUCUGAUUUGCAGUGCUGAUACAGGGACGUGAGAGGUGGUGAUUACUUGGAUUGCAGGAGAGACUCGCCAUGCAGGACAAGAGGCAAGUGAAAGCCAACCACUUGUUCCCGCUCAGGGCGAAGGCAGCUGCAGACUCUUCCUGCACAAAAAUGAUAUUGGCAUCGCUGAGUUGCACUGGGAUUUGCAGUUACUCCCUGUGCAUGCAGUUUAUGGAAAUGGUAGAAAUAACAAUGUGAGGAGCAGUGGCAGAGCACUGGGCUCUCUCAGGAGCCAGAGCUCUGCAUAUGUAAGCCAUUAAGAUCCCAGCAAAGUGGAAACAUGCCUUUAGAGAGGCAGCACGAGCCCAAAGCCUGCAAGUUUCUCCACAUGGCUGAAGGAGAUCUGCCCAUUUCUGUCAGCUGUUUGAGUCCCUCCUUAACCCUUUAGAGCAGGGAAGCCUGAAAGAGAGCUGAAGCAGCUGAAGCCCUCAUGGCUACAAGAUGUUGGAGCAGGAGGACACCGGCAGCCUUGGUCCUCCAGGAUGACCCAGGCUCGUGCCUACCAGAGGAGCUCCUGGGCUGGCCUUUCUCCAUAGCUCCUGAACACCAUCCUGGAGCACUGUUUGCUGGGGCAGUGGCUCUCCUGGGGAUGCCUCCUCUAUUUUCUCACAGCCUGUUCUUGGGGUGAAACUGAUUGUCCUUUGCAGUUCCUUGCAUCUUUCCAAUGCACUGCAGAGGGACCUCAGACGCUUAGUUUGGCAGACAUGGGGCAAGGUGAGUCACACGUGCACAGUACAGUGACUGGGACAGGAGACUGCCAGCUAAAUGCAAAAGCACAUGGCUGUCCACACAGCUUGCAGAGCAGCAGCGGUGCCCACGAUGUUGAGGAUUCUCUGACCAGCUUGCAUCUGGUGCUAGCGGCGCACCUGACCUUCGCUGAAUCAUUUUCAGGGAUAGCCAUUUAAAUUUCAAUAUCACAGAGGGCACACUAGGACCUGGCUGUCAGUCAGAACAGAUGUAAUUAAUGUCUGUGGUUCGUGAGGGAAAGCUUUUAGCCGGACGGCUCCCCAGCCACCGCUCUGCUGCUCCACCUGAAGCCCGAGUGUCUGUGGAUGGGAUUUCUUCCUCUGCCCGGCUCCUACAUUUGCUUUUGUGUGGUGGCCGAACCCUGAGCAGUGUGCGUGGAUUUAUAAGCACCGAAACCUUUGGUGCAGCGAUCUUUGCAGCUGAGGAGAGAGCAUAUUCCUGAAGAGGCUAGAGUUGCUGUACGUGGGGGAUGGAUGCUCUGCCUUUCCUCAAUUACCCUGAAUGCAAGCAGCUGUUGUGAAGGGAGGAGCCACUUUAUGGAGGCAGAUUAGCAGCAUUUUCAAGAAGGAAUCUGGACAUAGGGAGGACUUUGGACAUAUCAGACCCUGCUGGGAGGAGAGAGGAAGGAAAUCCAUUUCCCUCUGCACCUUUCCAUAGGCCAACCCUAGUGUCAAAGACAAUGAGGACGCCCUGACUGAAUUUUAAAACUUUCAGAAUGAAGAGGCAUAAGUGUCCCUACAGAUGUCCCACAAGAAGGAAGAUUCUGAUUCUGUGUUUCACGGGGUGGGUGAUUGCACUCCUGAAACUCCUCCACGUUGAAAGACACUUUUUUCCAUCUAAGGGCAUUUAUUUGGUUGAGCACUUCUUGAGCACUUCUUCUUAUGUUAAAAACAGGUAUUCCUAUCUUAGAAAUCACUUUCAGUAUGAAAUUAAUUGUUCAUCUAUAUAUGAACAAGAUCCCCAAGAAAUUGGCAAGAGUUUAGAGAUAAGAAGAAAAGAUAUAAUAGAUUUAGAUGAUGAAGAUAUCAUAGCAAUGACGAAUGAUUGCCACAUUUAUCGCAUACUUAGGAAAUACCACCUAAAACCUGUUUCUCCAGAGGAAGAGAAUUUUCCAUUAGCCUAUUCUUUGGUUGUUCACAAAGAUGCAGUAAUGGUAGAAAGGCUCAUACAUUCACUGUACAGUCAUCAAAAUAUAUACUGCAUCCAUUAUGACCAAAAAGCAACAAAAAGUUUCAAAUCUGCUAUGAACAAUCUAGCUAAAUGUUUCCCCAAUAUUUUCAUUGCUUCAAAACUGGAGACAGUGGACUACGCACAUAUUUCGAGGCUGCAAGCAGAUUUCAAUUGUUUGUCUGAUCUGAUGGACUCUACAGUUCCCUGGAAGUAUGUUAUUAACUUGUGUGGACAAGAUUUCCCUUUGAGGUCAAAUUUCCAAUUGGUUGCUGAACUGAAGAAACUCAAUGGGGGAAACAUGCUGGAAACUGUAAAGCCAAGCAGCAGCAAAAGAGAACGAUUUACUUAUCGCUAUGAACUUAUGAAAGUGCCUUAUGAAUACAUGCAGAUGCCUGUGAAAACCAACGUUUCCAAGAACCCGCCACCUCAUAAUAUUGAGGUAUUUGUAGGCAGUGCCUAUUUCGUUUUAAGUCGAGCUUUUAUUCAGUACACCCUCAGAAGCUCUCUUGCAAAAGAUUUUUUUGAUUGGUCACGGGAUACCUACUCUCCAGAUGAACAUUUCUGGGCCACUCUUGUACGUGUUCCUGGGGUACCUGGGGAAAUUUCGAGGUCAGCCCAGGAUAUCACAGACCUUCAGAGCAAAACUCGUUUGGUGAAAUGGAAUUAUCUUGAAGAACAUUUAUAUCCUCCAUGCACUGGUACCCACCUUCGCAGUGUCUGUAUCUACGGGGCUGCAGAAUUACGAUGGCUUAUGAAUUAUGGGCAUUGGUUUGCCAAUAAGUUUGACUCCAAAGUAGACCCCGUCCUGAUAAAAUGUUUGGCAGAAAAACUGGCAGAGCAACAGAAAGAGUGGGUUUAUUUGUCCUCUGACAAAUAUUUUCUGCGUAUAAGUUAUGUGAAUGCCUCACUAUAGCAGUACCAUUCUCCCUGCUGUCAGUAUUGCGUACUGCUGCAGCAUGGGGCCUGGAGUUCCGCCCUGACCUGCUGCAGGAGGCUGGCAGGAGAACUGCUCCUUCUGCAUACGGUCCAGGGCUCUGGGGAGACGUGCGCCUGGGCACCUAUUUAUGAAAAGUCAUGUCUCUCUGGUUAACCAUUUUGUAACUUGCUACGACGAUCCUGUUACUGUUCUUCAAGGUGAUUCUGGAAGGGUAAGGUUUGCUUUUGGAGACUCCGGCACUAUCCUAAUGGAAUAUUCCAGAAAUGUUUUACAUUAAGUGUGUUUGCGUCUUUCUUAAGGAACCCCGCCAUGCCUGUUUGCCUUUCCCCUUUUCCUUCACUUUUGUUUUUCAUUAAGGUGUGAAUCAAAGACCUCUAUAUCUGCUACCUCAGGAAAACUGGAAGUGCCCAGCUCACAGACAAAGCCAAGAGAACAAUGCGACACCACAUGAGCUAUGCGGCCUCCCCGGCCAGCCUGAAGCCCCAAACUCCCCUUCUGCGGGAGUGAGCAGAGAUCUCUGUAACGUGAAUGUGGCCGGAUGGCACAAAGAGGAGAAAUCCUUGGACACCACGUUGCACGUAGCAUUUCUUCCUUCUUCCAGCUCAUCUGCGCGUUGUCUUUCUUUCUGUGGAGUGUGUGUUCAGGGGCUGUGCCAUGCAUGUGGAGUGGAUGGUGCUGGAUUGAAAACAACCUCUGUGAACACGCGUGAAUAAUGCACUACUCUUCUUCAAGGGUAGCAAGGGUUUGUCCUAAUGGCAGCCCCUAAAAGUAGAUACCCAUGCCAAAAGAUGUCUGCCUUCAUAUCUAUCCCUGCCAAUAGAAAUACCCUCCUGUGAAAUCACAGUCUUUUUGGGACAGUAUUUUUACACGUGGUGGAUAACAACUGCUAUUUCUAAUUAACACUGAGCAAUCUGGUGCUACAAAACAUGCUACAUCCAGCAGCAAUCAUCAGAACAGCCAUGCUGCAGAAAUGAAGGCCCUGUGUAGAAGUGGCUUUUUGUGCAAGUCUUACAGCCUCACACUGCCACAACCCCAGGCUGACGUGUCCCUGCUUUAGAGCAGUUCAGAGUUACAGCAGCCGUACUCCAGGCCACCCAUGCUUCCCAAGGCCCAUGUCAGGCCUGCUGGUAGCAAAGGGGUUGGGUGGCUUCCUCUCAGCUGGGCUGCCACACCACAGGCUGAGGGAAACCUUGGUCCGUGCAGGAUUCUUGUGGCUAAGAAAUGCCCCUUGGCAUUUUGGGGGAUUCUCUGCAAUGUUGCCGUGCCAACAGCUCAGUUUUGGUGGUUCCAGAGGACUCUGCAGUCUAGCUUUCUCUGUGUUACUGUCCCAUUUCUAUGCACCUGGCUCUUAUGAGAGGCACCCUCUCAUGGGUGGCUUCAGGAUAUCUGGUUUUACCGACCCACGAGAUGCCACAAUAAUCAUCUUGCCCUGCAUCCACGAGAAAACUUUGUUUCUUCUUUGAGUUGAAGGAACCAAGUCAUUCCUUGGUCUGGGAUUUUGUUUCUAAGUGCAAUCCUGGUCAGCUUGUUUGUGGCUUGAGGAUGGGUUUGAGUCAAUAGUCGUGGGCCUUUCCCCCCAUUUGUGACACUGAUUUCCAAUGAGUCCUCAGACAAGUCAUCUGAUUUUUCUGUUCUAGCUGUAAAAUGGGAACAACAAUGCUCUACUACCUUGUUAAGCACUUACAAAUGUAUGGAUGAUGUCUGUGGUGGGUUGUUUGCACAAUAGUAAUUGCUGAUCAAAACCAUUUAUGAAGUUUGUGUGUGUGCAAGUCAAGUAUCUCUUUAUGUACAGUUUCUCAAAUAAAGGGGGAUUAUUUUUAAA
Molecule: messenger RNA, 8869 nt
Organism: Cygnus olor (mute swan)
Lineage: Eukaryota; Metazoa; Chordata; Aves; Anseriformes; Anatidae
Gene: GCNT4
Product: glucosaminyl (N-acetyl) transferase 4
Exons: 4
Coding region: 5656-7023 (455 amino acids)
Cellular component (GO): membrane
Molecular function (GO): acetylglucosaminyltransferase activity
Source: RefSeq, a predicted model, not a curated record